Peronospora matthiolae is the source of this 1251-nucleotide messenger RNA. The record is from the annotation of a GenBank genome assembly. NCBI's taxonomy places the organism in Eukaryota, Oomycota, Peronosporomycetes, Peronosporales, Peronosporaceae.
AUGCCGCCAUCGGCUUCGCCAUCGUUGCUACCUCCCGCGAUCAACCUGGUAUCGCCGCCAUCGCCACCAGAAGAAGAAACUAGCAGUCCUGAUGGGCCGUCAUCGGCUCCGCCACCGGCUUUGCCAUCUGUGCUACCUCCCGUGGCCAACGUGUUAUUGCCGCCAUCGCCACCAAAAGAAGAACAAUCUGGUUCGGACAUGCCGCCAUCGGCUUCGCCAUCGUUGCUACCUCCCGCGAUCAACCUGGUAUCGCCGCCAUCGCCACCAGAAGAAGAAACUAGCAGUCCUGAUGGGCCGCCAUCGGCUCCGCCACCGGCUUUGCCAUCUGUGCUACCUCCCGUGGCCAACGUGUUAUUGCCGCCAUCGCCACCAAAAGAAGAACAAUCUGGUUCGGACAUGCCGCCAUCGGCUUCGCCAUCGUUGCUACCUCCCGCGAUCAACCUGGUAUCGCCGCCAUCGCCACCAGAAGAAGAAACUAGCAGUCCUGAUGGGCCGUCAUCGGCUCCGCCACCGGCUUUGCCAUCUGUGCUACCUCCCGUGGCCAACGUGUUAUUGCCGCCAUCGCCACCAAAAGAAGAACAAUCUGGUUCGGACAUGCCGCCAUCGGCUUCGCCAUCGUUGCUACCUCCCGCGAUCAACCUGGUAUCGCCGCCAUCGCCACCAGAAGAAGAAACUAGCAGUCCUGAUGGGCCGCCAUCGGCUCCGCCACCGGCUUUGCCAUCUGUGCUACCUCCCGUGGCCAACGUGUUAUUGCCGCCAUCGCCACCAAAAGAAGAACAAUCUGGUUCGGACAUGCCGCCAUCGGCUUCGCCAUCGUUGCUACCUCCCGCGAUCAACCUGGUAUCGCCGCCAUCGCCACCAGAAGAAGAAACUAGCAGUCCUGAUGGGCCGUCAUCGGCUCCGCCACCGGCUUUGCCAUCUGUGCUACCUCCCGUGGCCAACCUGUUAUUGCCGCCAUCGCCACCAAAAGAAGAACAAUCUGGUUCGGACAUGCCGCCAUCGGCUUCGCCAUCGUUGCUACCUCCCGCGAUCAACCUGGUAUCGCCGCCAUCGCCACCAGAAGAAGAAACUUUCAGUCCUGAUGGGCCGUCAUCGGCUUUGCCAUCUGUGUCCCCGUGGCCAACCUGUUAUUGUCCAUCACCAAAAAAACAAUGGUCGAAGCCGCCAUCGGCUUCGCCAUCUGUUGCUACCUCCCGCGAUCAACCUGGUAUCGCCGCCAUCGCCACCAGAAGAAGAAACUAUCAGUCCUGA